AUGAUGUCCCCAGAGGAGUUAGAGUCCUUCAACAAAAACGGGUUUCUAGUAAUACCAAAUUUCCUAUCCAAAUCAAAGUGCGAGGAACUCCUGACCAGAUCGCAUAAAUAUCUUGGAGAUUUUGAUCUCACGAAUCACCCAUUAACACAAUUUACCACAAGCGACAAAGGAGACCUUGGUGAUGAGUACUUUUUGAAUUCAUCUGAUAAUGUGUCUUUUUUCUUCGAACCAAGCGCGUUCGCAGACAUUGACGGUCAAAAGCAGUUAAUCAAACCAAAGGAGAAAGCUGUCAACAAGUUUGGGCAUGGCUUGCACUUGUGCGAUCCAGAUUUUGCUGAAAUCACUACAGAGAGUCGCAGGGUCCGAGAAAUAGCAAAAAGCUUAGGGUUCCACAAGCCCAGGGCGUUGCAAUCAAUGGUUUUAUGCAAACAACCAGAAAUUGGUGGUGCCGUUCCAUCACAUCAAGACAGUGUCUUCCUAUACACGGAUCCCGAAAGUGCAAUAGGAUUCUGGAUUCCGCUGGAAGAUGCAACGAUUGAAAAUGGAUGUCUCAGCUUCUCGCCUGGUUCUCAUUUGACCCACCCAAUAACCAAACGGUUCGUGAGGAGAUUUGAUAAAGACUCCGGGGAUGCACUAAACGGUACUGAAUUCCAGUACUUCGAAAACGGCGAAGAAAUUGAGAAAAAUCUAUCAAGAGAUGAAAACGUUGCGUGGAAGAGUGUAGAGUGUAAGGCGGGACAACUUGUAUUAAUACACGGUUCCGUUCUGCACAAAAGUGGGACGAACACAUCCAAUAAAUCUCGUUUUGCGUAUGCCUUUCACUUGAUUGAAGACGAAGCUAACUAUGAUGAGUUGAACUGGCUUCAGUCAAAGGUAAAAUCUAUCUUGUAA
Lachancea nothofagi CBS 11611 is the source of this 891-nucleotide messenger RNA. NCBI's taxonomy places the organism in Eukaryota, Fungi, Ascomycota, Saccharomycetes, Saccharomycetales, Saccharomycetaceae. The record is from the annotation of a GenBank genome assembly.